AUGGAGAACAGGGAUAGCUUCCCUCGGCCCCCAGCGCCCUCCUACGCCCCCGGAACCGGAGCCGUUAAGGGCAUCGCGGUCCCUACCGGCGGGGACACGGCCGCCACCAACCUGACGUCGUCGUCGGGGUCGUCCUCGUCUCUAACGCUCUCCCCUCCCCGCUUCCUGCAACAGAUUCAUGCAGCUGUCAAGCGGCAGAGGCCUUUCGGUCCAAUGCAGUCUAAACUUCCAAGAGCAACUAGGGUCCUGGUUUCCGGAGGUGAGCAUGCAACUAAAGUUGGUGCCUGCCCUUCUGUUGCGAAAGACCCUGAACAAAAAGUUACGCAGCCUCAGAGAGGCCUGUUGGGAUCCUCUAGGCUGCCAAAUGCGACGCCUGAUCAAAGCACUCCUAAAUUAGGGUCCUCUACCCCAGAUGAGUUGAUGUUGACAGCUUCCUCAUCAAUGUUAAAAAGCACCAUUGAUACCCAUGCACAAAGUGUUGGCCAGAAGAAUAAUGAGGCUAAUCUGUUGAUUGAUAGGGAGAAGUCAGCUUUGGAAGCUUUGUCAUCUCAAAUUACAUCAUGCAGUGCAUUGAUGGGGGAAAGUUUCAAGAAAGGACAACUUGAUUUGGUUGGUAAUCCACAGUUGACGUCACAAAGAGAUAAUUUUCCUGCAAAUCAAGGAGCUCAGUACGAUCACCAGCAGAACCAUCAGGAGCUUGAAAUUGUUGGUGCAGAAGUUGAUAUGGAUAUCAAAUAUGAUGCGCCUAAUUUGUCUCGGAGAGGGAUUGAUGAGGCUCGUAAUCACAAUCAUGGAGAGCCAAUGACUCGUUUCUCUGCUAUUGGUUCAUCUGUCACUGCCAUUUCUCCACACUCAGGGCCUACUGUCCAAAGUUUACAAACUUCGCAGGUUAGCAGAUACACUUCACCAGUGCAGAUGCCAGAAUCUGCUGUAGAAUCAUCCAAGGGUGUACUGGGCCAUGGUUCUCAAAAGGAGCCUGCUGGUGCAACUGGUGUCGGUGAUUGGAAUCCCCACAACCAGCAGGUUCAAAAUCUAGGCAAUGGUGCCACGGACAAAGCUGUUUCCAGCAUUGGCAGAUUGCGUUCCGAAGGAUUACCUGCAAAUGAUCAGUCUACAUCUGCCAGGGAUGGUGGUGCUUCCCGACCAAACAAGGGUGAGAAGGAGCGCCACAAAAAGAAUUAUGAUCCUAAUGUUUUCUUUAAGGUGAAUGGGAAACUUUAUCAGAAACUUGGUAAAAUAGGAUCUGGAGGUAGCAGUGAAGUUCAUAAAGUUAUAUCAUCAGAUUGCAUAAUAUAUGCCUUGAAAAAGAUCAAGCUUAGAAGCCGUGACUACCCUACUGCAUAUGGGUUUUGUCAAGAAAUUGAGUACUUAAAUAAGUUGAAAGGAAAGAGCAAUAUCAUUCAGAUGAUUGAUUACGAGGUCACUGAUAAGAGUUUACUUCUAGAAAGUUCCGUGCCACCCAGGGAUGGAAGAAUUAAGGAUGAUCACUUUAUCUAUAUGGUCCUGGAGUAUGGUGAAAUUGACUUGGCUAACAUGGUUGCUCUGAAGUGGAAGGAGAGAAGCAACUCUAAUAUGAAAAUUGAUGAAAAUUGGCUACGCUUUUAUUGGCAGCAAAUGCUUGAAGCUGUCAGUACAAUACAUGAGGAACGAAUAGUUCACUCGGAUUUGAAGCCUGCAAACUUUAUGCUUGUGAGGGGCUCUCUUAAACUAAUUGACUUUGGCAUCGCCAAGGCCAUAAUGAAUGAUACAACAAAUAUUCAACGUGAUGCUCAGGUAGGGACUCUGAACUACAUGUCACCUGAAGCAUUCAGGUGUAAUGAUACAGACUCGGGUGGUAAUGUUAUCAAGUGCGGGCGCCCCUCUGAUAUUUGGUCUCUUGGCUGUAUACUUUACCAGAUGGUGUAUGGUAAGACACCAUUUGCAGACUACAAGACUUUCUGGGCCAAAUAUAAAGAAGUCACUGAUAGGAACCACAAGAUCAUGUAUGGACCAGUUGACAACCCAUGGCUGAUUGAUUUGAUGCAAAGGUGUCUUGCCUGGGACCGAAAUGAACGAUGGAGGAUACCUCAACUUCUCAAGCACCCGUUCCUCAAUCCUCCGGUUCCAAAGGAUCUACCGCCCUCUGACAAUGAUCCAUGUAGGUUGCUCAUGGAGAGGAUCAAAGCCCACUGGGAUAAUCCGGUGGUUCAAAAACUCCGUAGUUUAAUUGAAGAACUCGAUGGGGAUCAGUAA
Miscanthus lutarioriparius is the source of this 2232-nucleotide messenger RNA. Lineage: Eukaryota; Viridiplantae; Streptophyta; Magnoliopsida; Poales; Poaceae. The record is from the annotation of a GenBank genome assembly.